Messenger RNA from Brugia malayi, 1380 nucleotides. RefSeq lists its product as uncharacterized. The transcript has 12 exons. Lineage: Eukaryota; Metazoa; Nematoda; Chromadorea; Rhabditida; Onchocercidae. Gene Ontology annotation, biological process: proteolysis. The record is from RefSeq and is a predicted model, not a curated record. Bases 1 to 1380 code for a protein of 459 amino acids. Gene Ontology annotation, molecular function: metallocarboxypeptidase activity; zinc ion binding.
AUGAUAAUUCUCUCUUCAAUUCUUCUUAUAUUAGUAGCGGCAGAGAAAAGCGCUUUUGUCGCAGGUGGAAUUGAAAGAAAUUAUACUAUUCUUCGAAUUACUCCUCUUAAUAUUGAACAAAUUCAAUUUUUGUCAGCAUUAUAUCUUAACGAUGAUAAAAUGGCAGAUUUUUGGAAACCACCAACAAGAAUUAAUGAAACUAUUCAUGUUAUGAUUAAUCCAGGUUUUAUGAAAAAAUUUGAUCGGUUAUUAAAUGAAAAAUCAAUUUCUUAUCAUAUUGAAAUCAAUGAUUUUGCACAAUAUUUAAAAAAUAAAAAAGAAAUGAAACGACAACGAAAUUUGCUAUUCGAUAAUAAUAGAGAAAGACGAUUUUGGGAUGACAAUAAUAGAAAUUCAAAUAUUUUUCUUGGCAAAUAUAAUUCCUACGAUAGUAUCGUUCGAUGGUUGAAAAAUUUAGAGCAACGAUAUGAUAAUAUUGUGACAGUUAAAAGUAUUGGUACAACAGCUGAAGAACGAAUUAUUUAUGGUGUUAAGCUUGGUACCAAAAAUGUUACCUCAAAACCGGUUAUUUGGUUAGAUGCCGGUAUACAUGCCAGAGAAUGGGUAGCUAUUCAUACAGCAUUGUAUUUAAUUCAACAAUUAAUUAUCGAUUAUAAUUCAAAUUCAAAAAUAGGAGAAUAUUUGAGAUUGUUGGAUAUUUACAUCUAUCCAUGCUUAAAUCCGGAUGGCUAUGAAUAUACACAAACAAAACCAAAUGAUCCAUCCGUUCGAUUAUGGCGCAAAAGUCGCGGAUCAACAAUAAAUUAUGAAUGGGAAAAUGGUGAAAAACGUUAUUGCAAAGGAGUUGAUUUAAAUCGAAAUUUUGCUUUUCAUUUUGGUGAAAUCGGUUCCAGUUCAUCGCCAUGUUCUAAUAUUUACCGUGGCAAAUAUGCAUUUAGCGAACCGGAAACACAAGCCGUACGUGAUGCAUUAUUACCGUUACGUGAACAGAUAAAAGCAUAUAUAACAUUACAUACAUAUUCACAACUAUGGAUUUAUCCAUAUUCACAUGCAGCAAAUACGUAUUCAUCGGAUAUUGAUGAAUUGAAAGCAGUUGCAAAAGAAGGUGUAAAUUCAUUAAUGAAAUUAUAUGGAACAGAAUAUCAGUAUGGUACUGGACCUGAAGUUAUAUAUGCAUUUUCUGGUGGAUCAUCUGAUUGGGCUAAACAAUCAGCAAAUGUAAAAUAUUCAUAUACAAUUGAAUUACGUCCAUCGAAAUCAUCAAAUGCUGGUUUCAUUUUGGAUAAACGAGAGCUUAUACCAAUUGGUCGAGAAACAUACGAAGGUAUCAAAGUGGUCAUUGAUAAAGUAAUUAUGGAAUAUAAGCAAAGCCGUAACUAG